Messenger RNA from Chara braunii, 1679 nucleotides. The record is from the annotation of a GenBank genome assembly. NCBI's taxonomy places the organism in Eukaryota, Viridiplantae, Streptophyta, Charophyceae, Charales, Characeae.
AGUAUACGGAAACUGACCCUCACUGCGUAGGAAGUCGAGAUUCCGACAUGCGAGACAAGGCCACCCUGAGGUCUGAUCAAGUACGAGUAGAUUCGCACUUGUCUGCGAGGACUUUGUUUCCCGUUGCCGAGGAGAGUCCAUCCCGCCGUGCGCAGCAGAGGUCUCCUGUGCUCAACACCUUGCUCCUUAAAGAGGGCGCGUCUUCAUUUUGCCUAGAGGGCGGGAUGCCUGCAUUGCGAAGGAGCGAAGGUGCGACCUUCGGUUCCCUCGGCUUAGGCGACCGCCACAAACUCCGAAUACAUUCGGAUUUGCUGACGUCGCCCUCCGCCAUAAGUGCUCCUCACGCAACAGUUCCGCGGGGCCAAGAAAAUGUCACGUCCUGCCCCCCGCAUCUUCAGUUGGACACAGGGUUGCCCUGCUCGCCUCCGUUCUCAUGUGUUGAGACUCGAGACUGGCGGCCUCGCGACGUGCUGGAGGGGCCCGCUGCAGGAGUGUUGGAGACCGGGGGUAGCGAGCACGAAUGUCACACUCCUGGGGAAGAGGAGCACUCUCCGGGAACGCGUGCUGUACAUGGGGAAGAGGAGACUCAACACUUGCAGUCUCGCAAAGUGUUGGAGACCGAGGGUGGCGAGUGUGAACGUCAUGCUUCGGAGGGUGCGUCCGUGGACACUGACAGCGAGAGUGCAGGAGCUCCGGGGGAAACGCAUGCUCUACAGCGGGAAGAGGAGACUCGACACGGGCCGGCUCGUGAAGACAUGAAGUGGCUCCACGCACGAGCGCUGGUGAUCGGGACGUCCGGAGAGGUUCUGCACAGUCGUUCGGUUGUGGCCACGAUGCGAGAGGGUGUUGUUAAGGGAGGUCAGUGGACGUCCGUGCAAGCUCCCGUUCUUGGCGACGAUGAAGACGAAGAAGAACCCGCGGUGGAAGGCGGUGAGGUGGCUGUCGACAUCCGGACGGAUCCACGGCUGAAAGAUGGUGAUUGUUCGCCCACCCAUUGCGGUGAAGAACAGGGUGGCCGACCGUCUGUCCUAAGCACCGCUCGGGGAAUGGUGCUUCAUGAAGCCAUAGAGUUGGGUGACGACUCGGCACCCACCGAGCUGGUUAGCGAGUCAGGCGUGGCUGAGAUGCAGAACGUCGAAUCCUCCGUGGAAGGCGGUAAGGUGGCCGUGAGCAUUAAGAUGGAUCCAAAGCGGAAAGAUCAUGAUUCUUUGUCCACCCGUUGCGGUGCCGAACAGGGUGAUCGAGCAUCUGUCCUCAGUACUGGUCGGGAAAUGGUGCUUCAUGAAGCCAUCGACUUGCCAAGCGACUCAGCUGCCACCGAGCUGGUUAGCGACACAGUGGUGGCCGAGGUCCAGAACCUCGAAUUGUCCGUGGACGUUGGCGCAGUGGCGCGACAGGAUGGCGAGUUCCCUCAAAGGGCUCUCGAGCAUGGUAAGAUUUGUGAAUAGGAGCAUUCGCAUAUCUGUCACUAGCCAGCUCUGUGUUCGUCCAAAUUGAUGUCAUGGGCUAAUGUAACUAUUACCACUUGUUAAAAAAAAACUUGUGGGUUGUGGGUUGUUAUCUAUGUUCUACACGUGUGAAGUUGUUAAUGUCCCUGCCCAUGAAGCCUUUAAAAGCCGUGCACGAGAAACGUCUUUCAGGGAGGUCAUUGGCCGCUUUAACAAAAAAGUUGUCAAGUG